GGCUGCAGAUCCCCCGUCCCUCUGUCUGGACAGUGCUGAUUGGCCCUGUGCUGAUCACAUGCACCCUCCCAAAGGGAAAAAAAACUCUCUAGCAAUACACACCAAACUGAGCAUGAGCAGAGUGACUCCAAGGACUGUGUUAUCAGGAGAUGAGUCAGGGACAAUGGAAGAAGGAGAGGAUCAGAGAAGUCAGGAUCAAACAGCCUAUUUUCACAAUGCAGAGGAAUAACCCCUUAGGUUGCACAGUGAGUAUAACAAGCAUGCUUUACUGCAUAUACAGACUGAUUUUACUGUUGUGGGUUUAG
Messenger RNA from Staurois parvus, 305 nucleotides. Lineage: Eukaryota; Metazoa; Chordata; Amphibia; Anura; Ranidae. The record is from the annotation of a GenBank genome assembly.